Messenger RNA from Pimephales promelas (fathead minnow), 2009 nucleotides. It is a transcript of the gene nrn1a, whose product is annotated as neuritin 1a. NCBI's taxonomy places the organism in Eukaryota, Metazoa, Chordata, Actinopteri, Cypriniformes, Leuciscidae. Gene Ontology annotation, biological process: nervous system development; neuron projection extension. Gene Ontology annotation, cellular component: plasma membrane. The record is from RefSeq and is a predicted model, not a curated record.
UGCCAAUACAGUGGAGAGGUGGAGAAGAAAGAGGGCCAGACCGGUCUAGCGAAUGAGAAAAUCGAGAAGUGGGGAGUCCGACGGUGAAUUUUACGUCAAGCUUGAGAUGUGGGCGUGAAGCAGGGAGAUAGAAAAAAACACACACACGAGGCAUUACCACCUUCUCUUAACGGGGUGCACCAUUUCACUUCUCUGCGCCUCGCCGACAGCGGGAAAAACCCAGAGUUUCUGAAGAUCUGCAAGAACUAAACAGCGAUGUUCAGCGCGCAGACUUCACAAUCUUUUCCCCUCACAACUAUCUAAAAUUGUAUAUACUCCAAUGGUUUUUCUGGACGUAGGAUGGGAUUAACUUUGUCUGGAAGAUAUAUUUCAUUGUUUCUUGCUGUUCAAAUAGCCUAUCUGCUGCAGGCAGUUCGAGCGGCUGGGAAAUGUGAAACAGUGUUCAAAGGUUUCUCCGACUGCCUGCUUCAUCUAGGAGACAACAUGGCCAACUAUCCACAGGAGCUGGACGAGCAGGAAAACCUUAAGACCAUCUGCACUUACUGGGAUGAUUUCCACUCAUGCGCGACCACUGCUCUGGCAGACUGUCAGGAAGGAGCCACAGAUCUGUGGGAGAAGCUGAAAAAAGAGUCCAGAAGCCUGGAGUUUCGCGGCAGCUUGUUUGAACUGUGUGCGGGAGGGAACGGCGCGAGCAGAUCUGCGGUUCCGUUCUGCGUGACGCUCAUCCUGAGCGCGCUCUCGGCGCUCGUCACGUGGAUGCAGUUUUAACCCACGGGAACGAAGAGAGGGCGAAAAAACAAGAAUAAGAUUAAGAAGAAGAAGAGAGAGGAAGACACAAGACAAACCAUCAACACAAGAAUAAAAGAAGAAGAAGAAUUAAUGACGAUCAAAAUUCAUCCUCACCCAAAUGGAUUUAUAUGCUUAUUUCAUCUGGAGAACAAGACGUUUUUUUGGCAAGAGACAAUGGCAAGAAGAAGUCUUCUGGGAAUGCUCAAGCACAUUUGCCUGACUCUGGGUCGAUUACAUGAAAUAUUUAUCAGAUAUUGAGUUUCGGCCUGAAUUUCUGAAAGCGUAGUAUUUUAUAACAUUAUCGUCUGUUAUGAAUGAAUUAUUAUUAUUACAGUAGGCUUUUCACAUUCUCAACGGCCAUCAUAUAGAAAGAUCUUUUAGGAAUAUUCUCUCAUCUGUUUGUUUUAUAUGCUCUUUGUCAAUAUUUAGUUUACAUUUAUCAAAUUUAUUUUAGUCAAGCCAAGUAUAUGGAUGUGUUGAUGGCUGGGGUAAGAUGAACCACCAAUUCAGAAAAAUAGGGAGCUAUAAAUAAUAAUAAUAAUAUUAAUAAAUAAACCUCAGGAAUGACUACAGGCAUAUAUUUACCAGAGAAAUGAUAUAUUUAAAAGAUUUAUUAAAGAACAAAUAAGUGUCAAAUGUAGCCAUGAAAAGGCUGUGAGGUGAGUUGACUGUUGCCGUUCCCCUCCAAAAAUGUAUUUUAUUCCAUUCAAAGAAUAUUUGUCUCUUUUUAUGUAGGACACAUAGUAGUAUAAAGGCGACACUUACAGUGUCCAUGUUGCAUAUAACAGUGUGUAACAAACAAGCAGCUCCAGAAAAUAAGUAGCCUACUACUACUACAGUACAUCAAGAACACGUGGUUCAUAUAGCCAAUGACGCAGUAAUUACACUAGGCCUGUUAUUUCUCCCGACAGUAUCGUAGCACGAAAAUAUCUGGACCUUGACAUUAAUAGGUGGAUGAAGUGAAUUUUGCUAGCUUUAUUUGAUGUUGCCAAGGCAUAGACCACGUUUCACUGCCUUCAGAAGAUGUUUGUUCGUUGUUUGUUCGUUUAUGGGGAUGUUGCAUAUGAAAUACCUGAAUAUUCAAAACCAUACAAGAAAAUAAGAGAUGUAUGUGAAAUGAAAAGAGAGAUACUUUAACAGAAACAGAUUGAUUAUACAGGUAUAUAAAAUAGACUGCUAAAAGAAGUAUUUCAAUAAAAACAGUUACUGUUUGAAAGAGA